Messenger RNA from Lentinula edodes (shiitake mushroom), 504 nucleotides. RefSeq lists its product as uncharacterized. The transcript has 3 exons. Lineage: Eukaryota; Fungi; Basidiomycota; Agaricomycetes; Agaricales; Omphalotaceae. The coding region runs from base 1 to 504 and encodes 167 amino acids. The record is from RefSeq and is a predicted model, not a curated record.
AUGCCUGUGUGGACACCCUCCUCACUAACUUACGUACCUCCAAAAGAACAAUCUCCCAAUGUCCAGACUGCUCUCGCGUUCAUCGAAGCGCGCAACGCUUGGUUUUCUCGGGCUGCUUGCUCCAGUGGUGUCGGUCAAAUGAUGUCGCUCUUUGAUGAGAGCCUGGAGCAUCGCAUUUUGCCACAAUCUUUGGGUAGGCCAGUCCUCAACAAGAAUCAAUACAGGGAGUAUGUACAAGGCUUGCUUCGUUUCAUCCGAGACUACAAGAUAUCGUUGCAUGAAUUAAUCGAGUCAAACGACAAUUCCAUCAUUAUUCAUGCUUCUUCGGUGGGGGCGAGUUUAAGCGGAGCUACAUUCAAAAACGAGUAUAUGAUCAUCCUUCAUUUUACGCCUUCCACCGAACUGGGAGAACUACCCAAAAUAACCAGUGUAAAAGAGUUCGUUGACAGUAAAACAACUGCCGAAUUCUUCCAAGAGGAGAGACGGAGAGCUAAGCUCAAAUAA